AGCCGGGGUGAUCCAAGAUGGCCGCCCAGCCAAUCAGCAGCCAGCGUCUCCUAAUAGCCUCGCCCACUACCUCAGCGGCAACUGUGAGCGAGGGAAGCGAUUGUAGUGUGUUGUGGCCCUGAGAGAGCCGGCCAGGGGCCCCUGCCUAUAAGUUGUGACGCUUUCUUCCGUCCGAUGAUGUCGUCGUCACGUGGUAAGAGCAAUGCCUCGAGCAAGCGAAGCAGAAGAUCGGGCGCUGCCGCCAGGAAGCGUCGUCCGUACCAGAAGUCUGGAGAUUCCUUUUACAUCCAGCACACCGAUAAGGACAUGCUGUUUCUUAUCUCCGAGGACAGCGGCCAGGUCAUCAGGCCGCCGCGCAGGACGGAGGAGACGGGAGCCGCCAUUACCACGGACUCCGGCUGGGGCAGUGUCAUGCCUCUGGAGAUCUUACACAGGGUCUUCCAGCUGCUGGUGGACAGUGAGGGGGCCGUGCCGUCCAUGUGCAGGGUGUCGCAGGUCUGCCAACGCUGGUACCAAGUGGCUGCCAGUCCUAUCCUCUGGCGGAACGUGUCUGUCAGUGUCUGCUGGGUCGUUCCCACCAAGAAAAAUCCACCCAACGUCCAGAAGAAGAUCCAGGAGACAGUGGAGAUGCUGAUACAGAAGAGGCUUUCUCAGGUAUCCGUGUUUUCCCUGCAUCACUGGAGUCAUCAUGUUCCGUUCAUUCUACAGCAUGUCUCCGCCUCCUGUCCGCACCUGACUUCUCUCACGCUGUCGCACUGCAGCCGGGUGACCGCCGAUGGCCUCCUCUCUGUCGCCGUGCACUGCCCUUUGCUGCAUUCCCUCAAUCUGCAGAAUUCUCAGGUGGAGCCCAACACAGUCUCUAGGUUCUUGGAAGUGUGUGGUGCACGUCUCAAGUCUUUAUUUCUAUCCCAUAGCUUUCAGAUAAAUGGCAUCAUAAGCAAACUUGCGGGUGGGGCAUGUCCUGAACUGAGAGUCCUUGAGGUAAAUACGGCCAUGAAGUUUCCGGAAAAAGAGUUAUCUGUUGCCAUAGAGGCGUUACAGGCUUCCUGUCCCAAAUUGGAGGUAAUGAGGAUUAUGAACUUGCACUGGAUUCCCAGGACUGUCUCUCGCAGCUCACCUGAGCUCCCGGGAUUUAAAGAUCUGCAGGAGUUGUGUCUGGCCAACUCCACGUACUCCUACACCAGUGACGACAUCUGUAAGAGACUGCUGAGAGAUUCCACCAACCUGAGAGUGCUGGAUGUCCGGGGCUGUUACAGGCUGACACCUGCCGGGAUCUGUGACUUCCCAUGUACCGAUAUUGAACGUCUGUACUUGGGCAUGUACUGUAGCACCAUGAAUUCUGUAAUGCCUGUUUCCGGGUGUUACUUGAUGACCAGACGAUGGCAGCACAGUCUGCAGGAACUAGACCUGACAGCACAGUCGUACAGUGAGAAGGACCUGACACAGGCGCUAGACAUUCUCGCAAGAGGAGGAGCCAAUGACACACUGCAGUCUCUCAACCUCGCUGGAACGAAGGUCACGGUGCUUUCAGUCAAGCAGAUGCUGUCCAGCUGCUCGGCCCUCAUUCACCUGGACUUAACCUCAUGCCGCAAUAUACCGCGUGGGAUGAAACGCGUGUACCGGGGCGAAGAGGACAUCCGGCAGUGUCUGAGCGAUUUAUCUACUAGAGUUGUGGAUGAGAACGGAGAAUAGGCGCCAGAGGCAGCGCACAGAGGGCCGCCAGUUACGCGUCACCAGCACUACCCGUCCACCAUGCUGUAAAUAGUUCAUGUUUUUUUGUUACAAAUAAAUUAGAUAAGAAAAGUUUUGUUAAAAAAAUAAGAUAAAAUACAGAGCUGUCUGCCCGUCCUUCCAGCGACACUCCAUAAACGCGGUUAUAGGACGCUGCGGGGAAACACCAGCGCUCGUAUGCUGCGCAUAACCAUGUGACUACAGUACCCUGGCCUUCAUUGCCUCAGGAGAGCCCCAUCUUUCUGUAGAGUGCAAUCCCAUGGUCCAGUGUCCCCCAGGCCUACUUCAAAAAACAGAUUCCAUGGUAAGUGACCAGAAAUCCUAUUAUUACACUUUCUGCCUCGCUGGAGCCUAGAAUCAGAGCAGUGGCCUAAUCCGGGAGACAUGUCUUGGCACUUGGCAUUGUGGCCUCCUUGUUUGAGUUCCUACUAGGUACCGGGGUAUACGGCCUUAGUGUGCCGGAGCUGCCACGGUCAUUCCAAUAUAUCUUACCUCCUCUGACUCAGAUUAGGGAUUGGUCAUACCCCUGCUGACCAAGGACUGACUUACCGCUAAUAUUGGAACUAUGAAGAUAACAAUUCCAAGCAGCUGUAUUUGAUAUUAUAUAUAUCGUUGUGGUAAUUCAUUUCUAAUUGUGAUAUUAUCGAUUUAAUAUAAUAAUUACAAAGGAUUAAAUCUGUAAUUUAA
Pseudophryne corroboree (corroboree frog) is the source of this 2418-nucleotide messenger RNA. It is a transcript of the gene FBXL6, whose product is annotated as F-box and leucine rich repeat protein 6. The record is from RefSeq and is a predicted model, not a curated record. NCBI's taxonomy places the organism in Eukaryota, Metazoa, Chordata, Amphibia, Anura, Myobatrachidae. The transcript has 10 exons. Gene Ontology annotation, molecular function: protein binding. The coding region runs from base 175 to 1692 and encodes 505 amino acids. Gene Ontology annotation, cellular component: SCF ubiquitin ligase complex.